Molecule: messenger RNA, 1242 nt
Organism: Mollisia scopiformis
Lineage: Eukaryota; Fungi; Ascomycota; Leotiomycetes; Helotiales; Mollisiaceae
Exons: 2
Coding region: 415-1242 (275 amino acids)
Source: RefSeq, a predicted model, not a curated record
GACUGACAUCCCGCGUCUGUAUCGAGCGCCGUACAUCAAACCCCUUCUCCAUCUUCACAACAUGUCCCAAGCAUCUCAAAACACACAUCUUCCGUCACCCCAGAUUCCAGAACUGCCAGCUGAUUCAGAUCAAUCUCGGCACGCGUGCGCAAUCUUGCCAAAUGCUGGUUAGACCAUUAAUGCAGUUGUCCAGAGAUGAAGGCUCAAUCUAUGAUUCAGCCUGAAGAAGUUUCUUCUCCAUCCCGACGCGUACUCUCAGCACGGCAGCCAAACGGAACAGGCACAAUACUUCCAAGCUGACGAAAAUGGAAGGAUCUCUGAUGUUAAACUUCUGGUCUUUUGUCAACUUUUUAAAGUUAUGAUCUUGACUCUGGGCGCGAAAGAUUCACCAUUUCACUAUCCUUCACGGCCAACAUGGUGCUCUCUCCUUUUGUCUUUCUGCCCCUGUAUCUGUAUCCAUACAAUAUUUCGUCCUGGAGCAAUAUUACAACCUCGAUUGCUGAGCAUCCUGAUUUGAACUUCCAUGUUGUUAUAGCACCAAAUUUGGCCAAUGUCUUCCCGGAUAAGAAUUACGAGGCUGCCCUCACUGCACUCAACAAUUUCACCAAUGUAGUUACACUGGGCUACGUUGCUACGUCAUGGACAUAUCGAGAUAUAUCAAGUGUCAUGGGAGACAUCAGCUCGUAUGCGGCAUGGAACAAUUACACCUCUGGCAACAUUUCCGUGCAAGGAAUAUUUUUCGAUGAAGCGACCACUUCCACGACGAACGACAGUAUGUCUUAUAUGAAGAACAUUACGACAUUCGCGAAGUCAUCACUUGGCCCAGGAAGACAGCAUAUUUCCUUCAAUCCUGGGGUUCCAGUUGGGUCCGCUUUCUACGACUUAGCGGACACUAUCAACAUUUUCGAGAAUGCAUGGUCGGAGUUCAAUCUCACGGCGGUGACCAUGUUACCAUGGGAUUUGCUGGCCAAAUCAACCUACGUGAUACACAACUUCACCGGAGACAAGUACUUGCAAGCCGACUUGGUUAGUAAUCUUACAGAGUCGAAUGUCAGUGGUCUUCUCAUUACCACGCAAGACAGCUACAAUGAGGUCUCGACACUCUGGCCGGAUUUCUGCGAUUCGAUGUCAUGGGAGCUUGAUUCUGGUGAUUUGAGUGAUCGAAGUAUCGCCCGUCGCCAAAGCUGGACGAGUACCCUCAUUACGAAGGCAUGGCGAACAAUGAGGCGAUGGAUAUUAUGA